Trichomonas vaginalis G3 is the source of this 1347-nucleotide messenger RNA. RefSeq names its product alpha-1,3-glucosidase protein. The record is from RefSeq and is a predicted model, not a curated record. Lineage: Eukaryota; Parabasalia; Trichomonadida; Trichomonadidae. The transcript has a single exon. Gene Ontology annotation, molecular function: hydrolase activity, hydrolyzing O-glycosyl compounds. Bases 1 to 1347 code for a protein of 448 amino acids. Gene Ontology annotation, biological process: carbohydrate metabolic process.
AUGAAAAUUUACAAAAUCAAGGAUUCGGGUUUUAGGUUCCGAGUUGAUCCAAAUGAAAACUUAACAAAAUAUCGUUUUAAAUUUGAUAAAGAUAAUAUUUUAGUAAACAGUCAAAAACUCAGUACAACGGAUUCCAUUCAACGUAGUACAUCAUCAAAUACCGAUACUUUAACAUCAACAGAUGGGACAAGUGUUCAAAUUACAUAUAAUCCUUUCUCACUCAAAUUUAUGAACGAUGGUGUUACGUACCUUCAAGUCAACUCCGAAAACUUCAUGUUCAUUGAGGAUGGAAGCGAAAUAACUGAGACAGGAACCGAAAAUUUUCCUCACGGAAAAACAGCUGUAGGUAUAGAUAUUUCCUUCAUGACAUCUGGCAUAAGACUUACCGGUUUUGGUGAAAAUACGAAGUCAUUAAAUCUUCAAGAUACAACAUCUGAAAGAAAGUUCAUCAGACCAGAGUUCGGAUACAACGGAUAUGUUCCUUUACUUAUUGGGCAUUCAUCAAGUCUCAAACUUAAUCCUUCAAUUUUUUGGAUGAAUCCAACCGAUACUUUUUACAGUUUGAAGACUACAAGCGAUAAGAAAGUAUUCAAAAUCAUAUCAGAAGGCGGAUUUAUCGAUAUUGUCUUCUUUAUUGACAAAAUUUCAUCUGUCAUUACAAAAUAUGAACAAAUUACAGGCAGAGCACCACAACCACCAGCAUAUGCAUUUGGAUACCAUCAGAACCGUGAAAGUUACGACACAAUUGAUAAAAUUAAUGAAGUUUUGAACGGAUUUUCUUCAAAUGAGAUUCCUCAUGACACAAUAGUCAUUAAUUCAGACAAAUUCACUGACGCACAGAUCACAAACUUGAAAGACACUUUAACUUCUCAAAAUCGUUACUUAAUUUUACAGAAAAAGCCACAAAUAAAAAUUGACGCAAAUAACAAUAUUUACAAAGAAUUUCUUGAUGAAAAGAUCUUCCUCCAAAAGCCACAAACAGAAACCACAACUCCAGAAACAACAGAUCCUUCUGAACCAGCAAAUCCUUCUGAAACAACUGAAGAAAAUUCAUUAAGAAAAUUAUUUUCAUUUGAAAAAUCAUCAAAUGGAAACAAAAACAUAUUGGUUUAUUCAAAGAAAGCAAACAAUUUCAACAUUUUAGAAGAAACACAAAAUGAUGAUAUCUUUGCUGUCGGAUUGAAUGAAAAUGAUAAAAAUUGUUCUUACCCUGAUGUCAUAAAAUCUGACUAUAGAUCACUUUACACAAGUAAAGUGUCAAAUGGCAAUUAUUAUAUACAAAAUUCACAAAUUUAUGUGAAUGAUCAACAAGAUUUUACCGAAAAUAAAGAAUGGCUCCGCAUAUAA